GUGAUAUCAGCCCACAUAGAUAUAACCGUUUGGGGAAAAGAAUCGUGGGCUGUGACCUGUCGUCUUCGUCUCCGGCAGAGCAAAGCGGCGGCGAGGCGGGAGAUAUAGAGGAGAGACGAGAGCGGGAUGGGGUACCUGUGGAGGGUGCGGCUGUCUUCAUUUGCUGCCGGCGCGGCGACGGCUUCGGCGGCGGGGUUCUUCCUCCUCUACAAGGACCACCUGCUCGCCCGCGCUGCCAUCAUCAGCCAGGUGGAGGACAUCAAGGAAACUUCUGAAAAGCAUUAUGCAGCCCUAAAUAAGAGGAUAUCAGCACUGGAAAGCAGAAGAGAACCAGGAACUAUCAAAGAGGCAUCAGAUUAAUUCUGAGUUGGGCUUAUGUCAUGGUUACAUCUGCCCAUGUGUUUUUGAUUGCUGCAGGCGGUAUAAACUGCAGCAUUUUAAGCUGUACUAUUGUGUUGUUGAAAUUCUAUGAACUCUGAAUUUGAAUUGUGUUACACUUCUUGUCUAUGUCGUCUUUAUGAGAUGGACAAGAUCAAAUAAAAUACAUUUUUUCUUGAUAGAAUAA
Molecule: messenger RNA, 565 nt
Organism: Zea mays
Lineage: Eukaryota; Viridiplantae; Streptophyta; Magnoliopsida; Poales; Poaceae
Exons: 2
Coding region: 127-360 (77 amino acids)
Source: RefSeq, marked validated